UCAUAUGCCAGACCACAUCAGAAAAACAGUGUGGGUGACAACCUUGCUAAAUUUCCUCUGUACUGACUGUUGGACCACUUCCGAUGUGUCAAGCUCAUUUAAGCUGUUAAGCUCAAUCUAAAACCUUUUGCUGAGAGGAUGAGUUUGUGAUCUGUGUUUUUUAUGAGCAGUAAUGGUACAGCCAGGAUGCUUCAUGUUGGGUUUUAUUUCUGCGGGGACAGGAAUUUCUCCAAUAUGAAACAGAAAGGCUUCAUUUUCACUUUUUUACUUGUUUGGAACUUCUCUACUUUCUCAGGAAACAGUGAGUAGCUAAUCAAAUCAUUACUUAACUAAAUUCAUUAUUUAAAUUUCUUAAUUAAAUACAAUGUAUUUAAAAUACAAUUCAUGAGCUGACUUUUGAAUGUUUUAUAUUUUUUUCAAGUGACUGUUAAUAUAAAUCAGCAACGUGAUAUUUUGCCAGUCGCAACACAACUUAAUUUUUCGCUGGGAUGUCGUGCUGUGAUACCGUAUCAGGAUUGCAGCCAUCAUUUAGACUCUUUCAAAUGGCUUUACAAGAAGGACCAAAGUAGUAAGCAGGUUCAGUUGUUCUUCCAAGAUAAGAGUGGAGUGCAAUAUCAUCAAAUGUCCAAUCCCAAAUUGAAAAUUGGAUCCAAUCGUUCCUUGGUCAUCAGUUCUUUUACUGAGGAUGAUGAAGGUGUGUACUGGUGUGAAACUUGCCAAGAAACAUGCCAAAAGUCCACUGACAUCAUAGUGAAGAAAGAGACGUGGAAAGAAGUCAAUAUGACAGUUUACAUUGUUGCUGGCAACAGUUUUCAGCACACAUGUUCAAGUGAACUUGAUAGAAUAAAAUGGAGUUUUGAACCAACGACUGCUCUCGGGAAAUCAGAACUAAGAGCAACAACAGAGAAUUUGACUUUCAACAAGUCUAUAUAUAUUGGAAAUGUCAGAAGAGAAGAUGCUGGGAAAUACACCUGCUGGAUGAGUAACUGUGUCGGACACAGUAUUAAGCUAGUCACUAUCAAUUUGUGUGUAGUUACAGUAUAUGACAGUAAGGAUUCAUCUGCAUCUUGUGCUGUGACGUGCGGCAUGAAAUCCAAUAAUCCAAACAGAACUUCAGCUACAUCUGUGCAUGUACAUUCAGACGGGUCCCUAAAGUGCAAUAUAGAUUCAGUGUUUGAUGGAUACACUACAUUCACUACCAGUCAAACUUCAUUAAAUGCAUUUAGCACAACAACAGAUUUUGAAAAAGAGCCUGAAGACUGGAUCCCACUUAUUUGUGGUAUAUCAGUAUCAUGUGUCAUUUUAAUGGCACUUAUCAUUUUUUGCUUCAAAUCAAGAUUACAUUCAGCAUUUCCUGUUCAAAUUUGUUGCUGUGGCUUGAAUAGCAGGGUGGAAGAGGAGUCUUCAGUGGUUUAUUCAUCAAUUAUCAUCAGGACACCCGGCAAAAGAAUUAAUCACAUGACCUCUAGUGAUUGUGUUUAUUGUGAAAUAAAAGUAUAGAGAAAAAAAAAGUCCAGGAUAAGU
This is a messenger RNA of Oreochromis aureus, 1524 nucleotides long. RefSeq lists its product as uncharacterized. NCBI's taxonomy places the organism in Eukaryota, Metazoa, Chordata, Actinopteri, Cichliformes, Cichlidae. The record is from RefSeq and is a predicted model, not a curated record. The transcript is spliced from 6 exons. Bases 622 to 1500 code for a protein of 292 amino acids.